AUGAGUGUGGCCGUACGCAAAUUCCUGACAGUGGUGACCAUUUCUGCGCGCUUCGUCGUGUGCAUCUUCGUGAGUUUCUUGCUGGGGAAUUUCGUCGUGAGCAUCUUCCAACUCGUUGUGGUUCAUGGGCCCCGUCCUGGGCAUCUUCCUGGGAUGGGGGCGAUCCUAGUCCUGCUGACCCUCGCGAGCUUCGCCACGCCUGCUCUCCUGGUGAUGACGGGCCUCCUGAACCUGCUCCGAUACACCAGCCUGCCGUUAGUGCGCACAGCGAGCCUGGUCGGGUUCUCCUUCCUGAUGGAGAUCCUUGUCGUGAUCUUCGUGCGCCUCGUUGUGAGCAUCUUCCUGGUGAUGGUGAUCGUCAUCUUGACGCACCUUGUGCGUUUUGUCGCAUGCGCCCACCUGAUGAUGGACAGCCUCGCGAUGGCUGCUUCGACUAUGUUCUUGGAGAUGGUGCGCAUCAUCAGCGUGGUCGUGAGCAUCUUCCAGACGAUGGUGAUCACCGUCAGAUGCAUCUUCCUGAUGAAGAGCUUCGUCGCGGGCAUCUUCCUAGCGGUACCUUUCGUCGUGUGCUUCUUGGGCCUCGUCGUGGGCCUCUUCCUGGCGAUGGUCAUCUUAUUCUGGCUGGUCUCCGUGAACUUCGCCGUGCGUGCCUUCCUGGUGAGGGCGCGCUUGCCGAGCAUGUGCGUGUGCAUCGUCCUGAUGGAGAGCGUCGUCGUGAGCCUCGGCCACCUCGUUGUGAGCAUCUUCCUGGUGAUUGUGACCGUCCUCCUGAUGACUGAGAGCUUCGCGAGGCUAGUCGUGUGCAGCCUGCUGGCGGGGCGCAUCCUGCGCCUACUCGUGAGCACCUUCCUGACGGGGGUGAACAUACUCGGGGGUCGCUUCGUGAUGGAGAUCGUCACCGUGUGCAUCUUCCUGAUUGUGCGGUCGUCGCCGAAGAGAGGUCGAGCACGCUGCCGCGAUGUGGAGAUUGCGACGGCCGCUUGGAGGUUUGCACGUUGCGAUGUGAACUGGAAGGCUGGAUGUGCGAUCGCCGAGUCCGGCGCGCCGCCUGGUGCCGGCCUCGUCGUUGGUUAUGGAGCCUCCAGUGCGACCCCGCGUCUAACCAUAACUGGCAUUCCGAAGGAGACAGCGGCAGCUGCAGCGACGGAAGAUCGCUGA
This is a messenger RNA of Prorocentrum cordatum, 1158 nucleotides long. NCBI's taxonomy places the organism in Eukaryota, Dinophyceae, Prorocentrales, Prorocentraceae. The record is from the annotation of a GenBank genome assembly.